Cucumis sativus (cucumber) is the source of this 2735-nucleotide messenger RNA. RefSeq names its product G-type lectin S-receptor-like serine/threonine-protein kinase LECRK3. The coding region runs from base 74 to 2497 and encodes 807 amino acids. The transcript has a single exon. Lineage: Eukaryota; Viridiplantae; Streptophyta; Magnoliopsida; Cucurbitales; Cucurbitaceae. Gene Ontology annotation, molecular function: ATP binding; protein serine/threonine kinase activity. Gene Ontology annotation, biological process: protein phosphorylation. The record is from RefSeq and is a predicted model, not a curated record.
CCAUCUUUGUUAUAAAUGGAAUCAUCAUCUUGCAUUGCAGAAAGCUAUAGGAUAUCAGCUUCUUUGUCUUGUUAUGGCUUUCCCCUCUUUCUUUCUUCUUCUUCUUCUUCCUUUGUUUUCUUUACCCUCCUUUUCAUUUUCCCAGCCAUACAAAAAUAUAACUCUAGGCUCAUCUCUCAUUGCAUCUCCACGCAACCACACCAAUCAUUCUUACUGGUCCUCCCCUUCUGGCGACUUCGCUUUCGGUUUCUUAGACACUGGAACUAAUGGCUUUCUACUUGCUAUUUGGUUCAACAAAAUCCCUGAAAACACCAUCGUCUGGUCCGCUAAUCCCAACCAUUUAGUCCCCUCUGGAUCCAUUCUCCAACUCACCACUCAUGGUCAGCUGGUGCUUAAUGACUCAGCAGCCAACCAAAUAUGGGCCGCAAAUUUCCAAACUGAAAACACAACGGUUUCCCAUGCUGCCAUGCUUGACACCGGCAACUUCAUCCUUGCCGCUGCUAACAACAAUUCCCAAGUAGUUCUAUGGCAGUCCUUUGAUGAACCCACUGAUACUAUUUUACCAUCACAGGUUAUGAAACCGGACACCAUUCUCAUUGCUCGCUUUUCAAAAACAAAUUACUCAGACGGAAGAUUUCAUUUGAGGAUGGAAUCUGAUGGGAAUCUCGUGCUGUAUACAAGAAUUGUUCCUCUGGGUUCUCAAGGGAAUCCUUAUUGGUCAAGUAACACCGUGGGUUCUGGGUUUAACCUUGUUUUUGAUUUGUCUGGCUCCAUUUAUGUCUCUGCAAAAAAUGGAACUGCUUUAACCUAUUUAACCUCAAAAAAUCCUUCCUCAAAUCAACACAAUUUCUACCAUCGAGCCAUUUUUGAGUACGAUGGUGUUUUCAGGCAAUACAUUUACUCCAAGAGUGAUGAGGCUUGGAAGAGUGUUUCAGAUUUCAUUCCUUUGAAUAUUUGUGCGAGUAUAAAUAAUGGGUUAGGAAGUGGAGUUUGUGGGUAUAAUAGUUAUUGUGUAACAGGGGAAGAUCAGAGACCAAUUUGCAAAUGCCCACAAGGGUAUUACAUGGUUGAUCCAAAUGAUGAGAUGCAAGGUUGCAGACCAAGUUUUAUUCCUCAAAUAUGCUCACUUGCUGAAGCAAAUUCAUUCGAUUUUUUUUCUAUUGAGAGAUCAGAUUGGACUGAUUCUGAUUAUGAAGGUUACUCAGGAACAAAUGAGGAUUGGUGCAGAAGGGCUUGUUUGGAUGAUUGUUUCUGUGCUGCGGUCGUUUUCGAAACCGGAAAUUGUUGGAAGAAGAAGUUUCCUCUUUCAUUUGGUAGAGUUAAUCCUGAUUUUAGAGGUAAAGCUUUGAUCAAAAUUAGAAGGGAUAACUCUACUUUGAUAGAUGAUAAUCUUGUUAAGAGAGGAAAGGACAAAACUUUGUUAAUAAUUGGAUUAGUCCUGUUGGGUAGUUCUGGAUUUCUAAUCUUCAUUUCAUUGCUGGCUGUUCUAAUUGUUUACCGUAUAAAGAAAAAGAGAUCCGAAGGUGUUAUGGGAAAGGUAGCAGCCUCCAUAGGUGUGAAUGUAAGAGCUUUCAGCUAUGAAGAACUAAACAAAGCCACAAAUGGAUUUACAGAGAAGUUGGGCAGUGGUGCUUUUGCCACUGUUUAUAAAGGGAUUCUUGAUGAUGAUGAUUGUCUGGACAAGGACAACAAAUUGGUAGCUGUUAAGAAGUUGGAGAUUGAAGUGAAAGAAGGAGAGCAAGAAUUUAAAGCCGAGGUGAGCGCGAUUGCUCGAACAAACCACAAGAAUUUGGUUCGACUGCUCGGUUUCUGCAACGAACAUCUACACAGACUGAUAGUGUAUGAGUUUAUGCCUAAUGGGUGUCUUGCAGAUUUUCUUUUUGGGCCAUCCCAAUUAAAUUGGUACGAGAGAAUUCAACUAGCUAGAGAAACAGCUAGAGGGCUUUGUUAUUUACAUGAAGAAUGCAAAACUCAGAUUAUUCAUUGUGAUAUUAAGCCUCAAAACAUCCUUUUAGAUGAGUCAUUGAGGGCAAGAAUAUCAGACUUCGGUUUGGCGAAACUUUUGAAGGAAAAUCAAACUCGAACCACGACUGCAAUAAGAGGAACUAAAGGGUAUGUGGCUCCAGAAUGGUUUAGAUCAAACCUUCCCAUUACAGUGAAAGUUGAUGUUUAUAGCUUUGGGAUCGUGUUGUUGGAGAUUAUAAGUUGUAGAAGAAGUUUUGAGUUGGAAGUUGAGGAUGAAAAUGAGAUGGUGUUGGCUGAUUGGGCUUAUGAUUGCUUCAAAGAGAGGAGAGUUGAUAUGUUAGUAAGAAAAGAUGAUGAUGAAGCAAAGGGUGAUAUGAAAACAGUGGAGAAAUUGGUUAUGAUUGCAAUUUGGUGCAUUCAAGAGGAACCAUCUUUGAGGCCUUCCAUGAAGAAAGUUCUACAAAUGCUUGAGGGAGUUGUUGAAGUUUCAAUCCCUCCUGAUCCAUCUUCAUUUAUCAGCACAAUUCAGUAACACAUCCGAAUUUUCUUACAUGAAUAAAUUUUAGUAAUAUGAAUCACUCUCCAUAAGUGUAAUUUUUAGUUUUGUUGGUGUAUUUGUAUUUGUAUUUGUAUGAACAGCUAAAGUUUUGAGAUGUAUUUUAUUUAUGCAAUCACAAUCAUUAUAAAUAAUUUCAAUAAUUCAAUUCCAUCACUUAAUGUAUUUCCUCAAGUGAUAUAUGAAGUUGUUUUAUUAGGUGAGGUGGCCACAA